CAGUGUAUAAGCGACCUCAUCAAGUAAAUAAAAUACGUUGUGUGCGUCUCUCACUAAAUUAAUCAAUCAUUUCUUCCCCAGGUUCAUACAACACAGGUUGUCGUGCCCUUACACACCAACACCAACAAUAUUUCCAUUUCUUGUUGAAACCUGGAGAUAAUUUCCACCCCAGGAGCCAGAAGUGGCCAUCAACGGUUGUUGUGAACCUGGAACUUUUCCAGGGAAAUUCAGUCAUGGAUUUGUCUCCUGAACCAACGAUGGUGGUGAAGGCUCUGAAGGACCUGAAUCAGUUUCUGACUGGCGGAAAUAAGUCCGGAGAUUCUUGUUUGAGUGGGUCCAGACGUCUCAACUUCUCUGGGGUGCUCAGUGAGAACAGUAGCAGUAGCUUCGUUGAUGAGGACUUCGUGAGUGGUUUCCAGACUAAGAAAAGGCACCUUGAUUCCCUCGCUGGAUUUGACAUCACCAAGAAAUUUAGAGAAAAAGACAGUGAAAUAAUCAGUUCUCAAGCCACAAUUAAAAGACUUGAGGGACGUAUACAUGACUUGGAGUUGACAGCUAAGAAAGCAAAACUGGAAAGGGAUACAGAACUGGAGAGUUUGAGGCUGAAGCAACUCAGAGAUAAAGAACUGAUUGAUGACCUACAGCAUAAAGUGAAGCAGGUGCAGAAUCGUGAGAGGGAAACUCAAGAGUGUGCAAACAAAGUUAAAAAAGAAUGCAACACCAUCAGCUUUGAGAUUGAGGCAAAAAUGAUCAAAAUGCAACAAGAGCACAUGGAGCAGUACAACACAUUUUGUGAGAAAAUUUCUGAUCUUCGCAAAAAAGUGUUGGGCUUGGAAAAAGAUGUUGACGAAAAGUCCUCAGAGUUGGAGUUAACAAAGUGUCAUACUGCAGAGCUAGAAGAAAAUCUUGCCGGAGCCCAGGAGAGGUUGAAAGAGUCGGGGUCUAAUCAGUUGCAGUUGGAAACACUGCAGUUACAGCAUAAUAGAGAAAAAGCAAAAGUUCAGGAACUAAAGCUGCAGCUGGAAAAGCUGGAGGUGCUGCGGAACAAAGCUGAUGUCUUCGAUUCUACUGUGGGAAAGUUCUCUCUCCUGCAGAAGGAACUGUCUAAGUUAAAAGAGGACAAUAAGUUUCUAAGAGAGACUGCUAGAAACACUGAGCUCUUAGAAGAAAAACUAGAUGGUGCUCAGCAGCUCGUAAAGUUACUGGAAAAGCGCUGUGAAGAUAAUGCAUAUUUACAGGCAGAGAAUGACCUGCUGAAGGAAACUGUGCAGCAGUAUGAAUCAGUAGUCAAGAAGGAGUUUGGGUUUGAACACAAAGCUACGCCACAAGAAUUACAACAUCACAUUACCAAACUCAAGCAAGGGGACGAAACUCUCACCGAAGGUAUAGCACAGCUUCGGGCCAGUCAGAAAUCCCUGGAGGAGAGUCGUGUAUCAGAGGAGGAAGAGAUAAAGGCACUGAAGGCCAGAUUAGGGAAGCAGAUGCAUAACAACCAGCAGAAUGCUCAUCUUAUCAAGAGACUACAAAGAAAGUUGAUUUUAGCCACUAAGGAACGCGAUGGUUUAAAGAGCAUCCUCGACUCUUAUGACUCGGAGGUAACGAUUAACCACUCAGUUGUUAGCCAAGAAAAAAUUACGAAGUUGGAAGGUCUCUUGGAGUUGUACAAACAAGAGCUUCAGCAUCACGAGAGUGAGCUAGACAUAUUAGAUAAAAAUAAAACUGAAGAGACUGCUGCAACACAACCAAGAAAAGAAGAUGCUGAGAAGAUUUCAUCCUUGGAGAAGAAGGUUUUGGAGCUAGAGAGUGAAAUUGUUAAGUUGAAACAUGCCAGGGAAGUCCUAGAACUUAGACUUGAGCACCGAGCACUCAAGGGCGACUAUGACCCUACAAAGAUAAAAAUUCUACAUUUUGAGAAGAAUCCCUUAGCAAAAGCAAUUGAAAAUAGAGGUACAGAAAUCCAAUGUUUACAAACUGAAAAUGAGGCUUUACGAGAACGAGUGAAACUUCUAGAGCAAGGUCAGGUACAAAACCUUACAGAAAGGGUUGGGAUGAAGAUGAGCAAAGGAAUUCACUCCAGCAAAGAAGUUGCAGAACUGAAGGUAAAAAUAAAAUCAACAGAAAUGCAAAACAAGCGACUGCUAGAGGUAUUCAAACGCAAAUCAAAGGAGAUGCGUGAAGUCGUGUAUCAGUUAACUGGCUACAGAGUAGAUGUCUUUGGGGAUAAGCAUUAUAAACUCAUCAAUAUGUAUGCAGACUCUUGUGAAGACUACUUUCUGUUUGAGGAAACGCCAAAAAAGGAGCUGCAACUUUUAGAGACCGAUUUCUCAAGUACGCUUGAAGAUCUCAUUGAUGCUUAUCUUCACCAUCAGAAUUCAUAUCCAGCCUUCUUAUCUGCAGUUACUCUUGACCUUUUCAAUAAGCAAACAGUAGAGCAGUCUCCAUCUAAUGAAAUGGAAGAGGAGAAUGAAGCGGCAGCAGAUGGGGAGGCGGAGUCGGGAGAACCACGACCGUCGCAGAAUGAGUACGACGAUGAUGAAGCCAAUGAACUGAUUGUUGUAGAAUAACUCAAAAUGAAAAAAAUGUAUAUUGUACAGUAUAUAUUUAAAAGGAUACCACUUGUUAAUUAUAAAAAAUGUAUUUUGUAUGAAACCCCCACAGAUGAGUUGGAGAGAAAUGUGUAUUUAUAAUUCAUUUUGGUUGAUGAUACAAUUCUUCAAUAGGAGUUUUAGCCCCUCAUUUUUUAUGACUUAUAAAUCAGAUAAGUUAUGUGGAUGUUUUAUAUCCCUUUAAAUUAAAGUCACUUUGAAAAUUUAA
This is a messenger RNA of Cherax quadricarinatus, 2814 nucleotides long. NCBI's taxonomy places the organism in Eukaryota, Metazoa, Arthropoda, Malacostraca, Decapoda, Parastacidae. The record is from RefSeq and is a predicted model, not a curated record.